Molecule: messenger RNA, 1167 nt
Organism: Giardia duodenalis
Lineage: Eukaryota; Fornicata; Diplomonadida; Hexamitidae
Exons: 1
Coding region: 1-1167 (388 amino acids)
Source: RefSeq, a predicted model, not a curated record
AUGACUGACCCUCGUGGAUUCAAUCUACCCACUUCCCAAGCAAGUGCGCUGCGUUCGUCUAACCAAGUACGUGAAGCGCUUGAUUUUUCACGCCAUCCAGAGUGCCCAUCCCUAGGCAUGUAUGCUCGGUUUAAUCAGCCCCGAGAUCUGCCACCACCUGAGUGGCGGUAUGGCAUACACAGUGCUCCAAACGAGUACCCAAUGACAAACGUGGUACAGCCUGAGCGCAGCUCAACAGCUGCCGAAUUGUUUGAGCAGACUGCCCAUGAAGACAAAAUCUACUUCUCGCAUGGCUUUCCACUGGAGAAAUCCAGAGUUAUAAGAAAGCCAGAAGAGCUUAAUCCCGUCAUUUUCGAUGAGAACCAUGUGUUUGGUGGGGUUGAAGAGAAAGGACUAUCUGCAGCAGAUACCCUCAAGCCUGUCCAUAGAGCCCCGCCCUUGCAGACCUCCUCUGACCCACGACGAUUCCUACGCUCAACUGGAUUGUCUCAACAAUUAGACGAUACAUAUAGACCGUCAAGCACAAGCCAAUCAACCAGAUCAAUGAACGAUUUGGCAGAGACUGUGGCGCAAGACAACAAGCGAUUUUACAAUCACUACACCAACAUAGGACCCCUCCAGAAACAGGACCCCAAACGUACGGCUCUAGAGUCCACGAUUGAUAGAGGAUACUCCAACUCCUUUAACCCAAACGAACGCUUUGGCAUACGAAAUGAAAAGCAGUUUACCGACACAACCGAAGCAUGUGUACGAUCCAUCAAUGGCGCCCGCGAUAGCCUUCCUUAUGCCCACGAAUACAGGUCAAUCCAUCGCAUGCCACAGACCACCCGGGCAAUAAACAAUGACCUCCCAGCCGGGACGUCGUCGUUUGGUCCCUCCAGCGACGUUGUCUGUGGAGCGCCCUCAGAUAAGACAGAGCUCUCAGUCAAGGAAGUCGUGCAAUCUUGCGGAUUUGAUGACCGGGGAUGCCUGGAUGCCACUACGCUGACAAAUACUCAGAAGAUGCGCAAGAGCAGAUACGGCUAUGAAAUCCCCAGACAUGCUACGUUUGGCUGCAUAAAUUCUAUGGAUUCACAUUCCACAAAGCCCGCGUGUAUUGGGGGAGAUGCUGAUGGCACUGAGUGGGGCGUGAUAAAUCAUCUUGACCUGUAUGCUCCAAAACGUUAA